CACUUUGUCUCUCCCUCCUCCCUCUGUCUCUAUCUCUGUCUCUCUCGCUUCUUCCUGCCCCCCUUCCCUCCAAUCUGUGCUCCCCCCAGGAGCCAGAUGUUCCUAAACACAAACCUGAUCUCUUCCUAAUCUCUUCCUUCCGGCCUCCACCCCUUCUGAGUUUUGGCUGUCGGGAGCCGCUCCCUGCAGGUGGGACCACCCGUAUAACAGGAGGAGGAUAACAGGAGGAGAGGCCGGAAGGACCGUGAGGUGGCUGAGGUCCUUAGAGGGCUGCCCGGGGCUCUGGGCAGGUGCUGCCCCUCGGGAGGGCCAGUUGGGGGGGAGGCCCCAGAAGGAGGGCACCCCCACCCCACCCGCGCACGGGGCCUUGGGGACUGUCUUUGUCCCUGCUCCUCCUGGGCCCCUGUGUCAGCCCCCAGCACAGGCUGCCUCACGUUGCUCUGUGGAAGGCAGGAGUCCUGCUGUCACCAGGAAGGCAGUGGGUCGGGCGGCUUCAGGUCUAACAGCUCUGGGGACCCAGAGGUGGCCAGGGUGGUUCCAGCCCGUGAUAAGCCCAGGGUCCUCUUGGCCCAGCCUGGAGGGCCCCCUGGGCCCCUGGGUACUGGUGGGAACCCCCGGCCCUUUGAGCAGCUAUUCAGCGCUCGGGCUGGGCGGGGCUGAGCUGGGAGGGGCGAUGGCCACCCCCAGGCCAUGGCUCCACUGCCCCCCCUCCAGGCCAGCAGCCCCCACACCCAGCGUGGGCUUCCUGCAGGUGGGCAUGUGCGGGCGGCUGGGGGCAGGGCCUGGGGUCCCGCUGAGCCAGGCGGGUCAGCAGAGAGCCUGUUUGCCUUGGGUCCUUGCUCAGGGGAGUGUCCAGGCAGCCACCUGGCCGGGAGGGCGGCUCACCUGUGCGCGUUUGCACAGGGGAGGGGCGGCCUGCGCCUUGGAGCGGCCUCCGGUGGGCGGCCCCGCUGGCCCCAGGGCGGGCGCCCCGCAGAUAAGGCAUUAACAGUCCAGCGGACGGACGCGCCCCGCAGAUCUGCUGACGGCUCCGUUCUGCCCGGUGCCUGGGGUGAGGUGCCAAAGGUUCUCUAUAAAGCGCGGCACUCUCGGCCCACGGCCACUCGCCCUCUGGCUCCUGCCCUGCCCACAGCGUGCUCGGAACCGGCCCAGAGACCACCAUGGUGAGGCUCGUGCUGCCCAACCCCGGCCUGGAGGAGCGGAUCCCCUCGCUGGACGAGCUGGAGACCAUCGAGCACCAGGAGGCCGGCUCGAGGCCCCAGUGGGACAACAAGGCCCAGUACAUGCUCACCUGCGUGGGCUUCUGCGUGGGCCUGGGCAAUGUGUGGCGCUUCCCCUACCUGUGCCAGAGCCACGGAGGAGGUGCCUUCAUGAUCCCCUUCCUCAUCCUGCUGGUGCUGGAGGGCAUCCCCCUGCUUCACCUGGAGUUCGCCGUGGGGCAGAGGCUGCGCAGGGGCAGCGUGGGCGUGUGGUCCUCCAUCCACCCGGCGCUGAAGGGCUUAGUCCCUCCCGCAGGCAUCGCGUCCAUGUUCGUGUCCUUCAUGGUGGGCCUGUACUACAACACCAUCAUCGCCUGGGUCAUGUGGUACUUCUUCAACUCCUUCCAGGACCCGCUGCCCUGGAGCCAGUGCCCGCUCAACUCGAACCUGACAGGCUACGUGGAGGAGUGUGCCAGGAGCUCCUCCGUGGACUACUUCUGGUACCGCGAGACGCUCAACAUCUCCACCUCCAUCAGCGACUCGGGCUCCAUCCAGUGGUGGAUCCUGCUCUGCCUCACCUGCGCCUGGAGCGUGCUCUACGUGUGCAUCAUCCGUGGCAUCGAGACCACGGGGAAGGCCGUGUACGUCACCUCCACGCUGCCCUACGUGGUGCUGACCAUCUUCCUCAUCCGGGGCCUGACACUGAAGGGCGCCACCAACGGCAUCGUCUUCCUCUUCACGCCCAACAUCACAGAGCUGGCCAACCCGGUCACCUGGCUGGACGCGGGAGCGCAGGUCUUCUACUCCUUCUCCCUGGCCUUCGGGGGCCUCAUCUCCUUCUCCAGCUACAAUUCUGUGCACAACAACUGCGAGAUGGACGCGCUGAUCGUGUCUGUCAUCAACGGCUUCACUUCGGUGUACGCGGCCACCGUGGUCUACUCCAUCAUCGGCUUCCGCGCCACUGAGCGCUACGACGACUGCUUCAGCACGAACAUCCUGACCCUCAUCAACGGGUUCGACCUGCCGGAGGGCAGCGUGACCCCCGAGAACUUCACGGAGGUGCAGCGCUGGUGCAACGCCAGCGACCCCGCGGCCUACGCCCAGCUGCAGUUCCAGACCUGCGACAUGAACUCCUUCCUCUCGGAGGGCGUGGAGGGCACGGGCCUGGCCUUCAUCGUCUUCACCGAGGCCAUCACCAAGAUGCCGGUGUCCCCGCUGUGGUCGGUGCUGUUCUUCAUCAUGCUCUUCUGCCUGGGCCUGUCCUCCAUGUUCGGGAACAUGGAGGGUGUCGUCGUGCCCCUGCAGGACCUCAGGAUCGUCCCCAAGAAGUGGCCCAAGGAGCUGCUCACAGGCCUCAUCUGCCUGGGCACCUACCUGCUGGCCUUCAUCUUCUCGCUGAACUCGGGCCAGUACUGGCUGUCGCUGCUGGACAGCUACGCCGGCUCCAUCCCGCUGCUCAUCAUCGCCUUCUUCGAGAUGUUCUCCGUGGUCUACGUGUACGGCGUGGACAGGUUCAACAGGGACAUCGAGUUCAUGAUCGGCCACAAGCCCAACGUGUUCUGGCAGGUUACGUGGAGGGUGGUCAGCCCGCUGAUCAUGCUGGUCAUCUUCCUCUUCUUCUUCGUCGUGAAGGUCAACGAGGAGCUCACCUACAGCGUCUGGGACCCCGGCUACGAGGAAUUUCCCAAGUCCGAGAAGGUCUCGUACCCGGACUGGGUGUACGCCGUGGUGGUGGUCGUGGCCGGGGUGCCCUGCCUCACCAUCCCUGGCUUUGCCAUCUACAAGCUCAUCAGGAACCGCUGCCAGGGGCCAGGGGAGCACCAGGGGCUGGUCAGCACUCUGUCCACGGCCUCCAUGAACGGGGACCUCAAGUGCUGAGGGCCCAGCCACAGUGCCCGCAGACUGUCGGGAGGGGAGCCCAGGCCCCGGGGGUGGUGGCUGGGCUGCACGUGUGUGUGAGCGCAUGAGUGUACAGUCAUGUAUGUAUUUUACAUGCACACGUGUAUUGUGUAUGCAUGCAUGUACAUGUAUUACAUGUGUUUGUGUACAUUGGUAUGUGUAUACAUAUUUAUGUGUGUACGCGAGCAUGUAUAUAUGUAUGCAUCAGUGUAUUGUGCCUAUGUGUGCCGUGUGUAUCUGUUUACGCAUGUUUGUGUGAGCACGCAUGUGUAAGCGUAUAUACACAUGUGUGCAUAUGUGUCUGAGAGUGCAUGAAUGUGUAUGUGUGCAAGAGCACAUAUACGUGUGUAUAUGUGCUAUUUAUGUAUGUGGACACA
This is a messenger RNA of Microcebus murinus (gray mouse lemur), 3475 nucleotides long. The record is from RefSeq and is a predicted model, not a curated record. NCBI's taxonomy places the organism in Eukaryota, Metazoa, Chordata, Mammalia, Primates, Cheirogaleidae.